AUGGUUACCUUCGCCCUACCGAGCGAUGGCGACAGCGUUGCAUCCACGAACGGAACGCCGCGAGCUCGCCCGCCGCUACCAUUUGCGAGGCGCUCCUAUGGCGCGUCGCCCUUUACCAAGGCCUCGGCUAAGCACCUCGGAACACCUCAGUCCGCGCCUUCACGCCGUUUUUUUUCUAGCCGAGGCGACACGCCUGCAGGCGCGCUUAGCAAAAGCAACAUCUCGACCGCUCGAAACAUAUUUCAGGCUUCGGCCCACACACAAAGUCCGCCAUCCGGCCCCUUUUCGCCCAACCUACCCCAGAGCACCAUGAAGAAGGUCUUUGCCCCCGGCGCGACCCCCGAGCCAUCGCGAGUCUAUAGAGAAUCCACAGCCAGUGCCGCACCGCGCGGCAUGGCUGCCAAGUCGUCAGACAAGGACCUUUUCCCCAUGCGAAUCUCUUCGCCCCCGCGUGAGCUCACCGGCGAGGCCCUUGCCCGAAAGGUGCCCAAGGAAUGGAACUCCAAGGGUUCCAUCUAUGCCGAUCAGUUCCUCGCUCACCUUUGCCCCCACCAUCUCGACGAAGAACAGCGCAGACAAUUUUUCUGCAUUCUCGAUCUCCGUCGCCUGAAAUAUGCCGCCAACGAGAUUUUUGCGCGAAAGGACUGGAAGUUGAACGUCAUCAACUUUGCCAAGGAGUUUGAGAAGAGUAGAAGCAUUAUUCUGCUGCGCUAUGGUCUUUACGAAUUCCAAAACGUCAAGCCCACAAAGGAAGUCCUGAAGAGAUGGCGUCGUGAGCAUGGCCUUCCUGAGCCAGAAGAGGAGGAAGCGGAAGCUGUAGAAGCGACCCCUUCCAAAACCGUACCGUCCAAGAAGAGGAAGGCCGAUGACGACCUAACCAAGGACACGGUCAGCAGCGAUGCGAAUAGCUUCGGCAAACGCCAAACUACCGACAAGGUUGGCCAGGACGCGCCAGCUCCCAUUGCUACGCCUCAACCCACUGGCAAGAACAAACGCAAAGCCUCUGUUGGCGAAGAGGACCAGCCUCUCAAGCGUUCUACGCCCUCUGCGACUAAGACUCUCUUCGAGAAGAUUGCCAACAAGACCACCGAGGUUUCCACCCCCCGGCCCAGCCCGUUUGCCCCGAAGCCUGCUGCAGGUGGUCUGGCUCGUUCUGUCUUUACUAACAUCAAGGCCAGCGCUGGACAAGUCCCAAGUGGAAGCGCCCCUACUGGAGCCAGUAACAUCUUCGGCUAUUUGUCUGAUGCUAGCUCGGCCAAGAACAGCGGCGUCGAUGCUGAUAGUGAAAGCGAUAGUGAAACCGACCAGGACGCGAGCCCUGCUGCGCAGCCGGCCGAGGAACAGAGCGCCGAGGCCAGUGCAGUGGAGGUUGAGGAAGUGGCUGCCUCCACCGUUGCUGAUGACUCCACUCGCGAGAGCACACCAGGCCGUAGCCUGUUUGACCGUUUGACCAAAGGCACCGAUGGUGAGCCUGUCCGUGCUGCUGAGCCUAGCCAGUCCCCUGCCGAGACAACUGUACCUGCCGAGACAAUCGCACCUGUCGACAAGACCUGGAACCCUAGCACCACGCCUCUGAAAUUUGCUCCCUCUGCCUCGCAGGCCAACCCGUUCGGCAGCUCGCAGCCCUCAGACGCGUCCGCUCUCUUUGGCGCAAAGCCAUCCGGCCCGGCUGGCUCGAACCCUUUCGGUGCUCCCAAAGCAGUCGAGUCUAUCGAAAAGUCUGCCGGGCUUGCUUCUUCCGCUAGCAACAUCUUUGCUCCCAAGAGCACCGCCCCAUCCAACCUUUUUGGUACCAAGCCGGCUACCACUGACAAGCCUGCUACUCCUGCUGCCGACUCUAGCAAAGAUGGAGGCGAGUCUGAUAAGGAAAACGACUCCCAACCUGCCAAAAAGCCGGCGUUUGACUUCAAGCCCUCCAGUGCGACCUCAGCGUCAGGACUCUUUGGUGCCAAGCUUGCCGCCUCGACUGCCGACACGGCAGCGGAACCGGCUAAGCCUGCUUCAAACCUAUUUGGCGCGGCCGCUGCUAAGCCUGCGGCUUCGGGCCUCCUUGGUACUGUCGACAAGGCUAAGGAGUCUACACCUGUGAUGCAGUCAUCGACUCUUUUCGGCGCAAAGCCUUCUGAUCCAGCGAAAGCUUCUUCUACCGAGGCUUCCGCUCCCAUCACCACUGGAGCACCUGUUUUUGGAGCCCAGACCACACCCGCGGCUACAAGCUUCUUUGGUGGCGCUUCUGCUACUCCUUCUAAGCCACUAUUUGGCGCUACCGCACCGAAAACUGAUGCACCUGCUACGGCUGCACCGGCCGCCACACCUAUGUUCAGCUUUGGUAGUAACUCAACCGUUUCUACCCAGCCUGCCGCUGGAAAACCUCUCUUUGCGCCGAAAUCGCCUGAGGCGACCAAAACGAACUCUGGAACAAUAUUUGGCAGUCCGAUGAAGCAAGAUGAGCAGUCUCCCGCGAAAAAGGUGUUCGGUGGCGGGACUUCGUCUGCUCCUGGCUCCUUCACCUUUGCAACCGCGACGCCGUCUGUGAACUUGUUUGGCGGCGCUGUUGGUGGCAACACCGCGACCAACGGCAACACGUCGGUUUCAUUUGGGGCUCCGUCCACUGGCAACGGAUCGAGCAGCUUCGGAUUCAACUUUUCAAGUGGUGGCACGGGUAGUACGGAUGCUAGCAGCACCAAUACCAGCUUCGCCAAUCCAUUCGGUGGCAACAGCGGCAGCAACAGCCAGUCUAUCAACCCGCCAAGCAGCAGCAUGUUCAAUUUUGGUGCUGCCUCAGCGACCCCAGCUUCGGGAUCUGCUACCUUUCAGUUUGGUGCCGCGGGAGGUGCGUCUGCUCCUAUUGGGGGAGGAACAACGCUUGGAGGCAGCAAUCCGGCCUCUGGCAACUCCACGCCUCUGUUUGGCGGCGCGUCUGCGGGCAGUGCUUCGGGCUUUAGCUUCACAGCCGCUCAGCCACAGAGUGGCAACAUGUUCCAGGCCGCACCGUCCUUUGGUGCCAGUCUGCAGCCUCCAAGCGGUGGAUCCUCUAUCACCGGGACCAACUCGCCAUUAAAUCUGGCUGGAGGCUCCAGCUUGGCGACCACGCCAGCCGUGGGCACUCCAGAGCCCAGUGGCCAAGCCGAGGCGAUCAAGAACGGAGAUGACGAAGAAGGUGAGAAACACGAACAGAUAAACCUUACAGACGGUGCCGAGUCAGAUGAGGAGGCUGUACAUGAGGUACGGGCCAAGGUACUCGAGUUUGUGCCUGACGAGCAAACGGAUGGCGAGGAUAAGCCCAAGCCAAAGAGUCCAUGGACAACAAAAGGAGUCGGCUUGCUGCGAGUGUUGAAGCACAAGGAGACCAACGCGGUGCGUCUGCUGCUAAGAGCUGAACCAAGAGGCAAUGUUGCAAUCAACAGAGUGCUUCUGCCCAAUGCCACAUACAAGGCGGAUGGGAAGUAUGUGCGCAUUACCACAUCAAACGAGGCUGGCGAUGGACUGCAGACUUGGAUGCUUCAGGUGAAAUCCAAGGACGUGGCCCAGGUGUUGGCGGAGGCCUUUGAGGAGCAAAAGGUGCAUAAUAAGCAGGUUGAAUAA
Cordyceps militaris CM01 is the source of this 3585-nucleotide messenger RNA. RefSeq names its product RNase3 domain protein. NCBI's taxonomy places the organism in Eukaryota, Fungi, Ascomycota, Sordariomycetes, Hypocreales, Cordycipitaceae. Bases 1 to 3585 code for a protein of 1194 amino acids. The transcript is spliced from 2 exons. The record is from RefSeq and is a predicted model, not a curated record. Gene Ontology annotation, biological process: intracellular transport.